Molecule: messenger RNA, 666 nt
Organism: Acanthosepion pharaonis
Lineage: Eukaryota; Metazoa; Mollusca; Cephalopoda; Sepiida; Sepiidae
Source: the annotation of a GenBank genome assembly
AUGACAGGGCCUUGUACUUGUGAAUUCGAACAAUGGAAAUUAGAUUUAUCUCCGCUGGUUGCUUCAAGUAAAACCCCUGAGUCCGAACCAAUAUUUACUGACUCAGCUGAAACGUAUAUCUUCAAUUAUAAUCCAUGCAAACCCUUCCGGUCAAAUGCAACUAACUGUAAAAAUGACACAGACUUAGCUGUAAACCGUAUUGAUAAAAGUGGGAAAUGUCUUGUGAUUGGCAAUCAGAAAAAUGUAGCUUUCAAAGGGGAUACUUCAAAGGUGGAUGGAAUAUAUUUGGAGUACAGUAACAAGAAGGGUGUACCAAACAGUUUUGCCAAAGUUCUUCUGCAGUGCAGCAAUCAAAAUCAUUUCAAAUAUAUAAAACAGGAAACUCCAACUCCUCUAUCUUAUGUUUUCAAAUUGGAAACUAUUUAUGCUUGCCAACCAGUAAAUCACAAAUUAAGUGCUGGUUCUAUUUUUCUGAUACUAUUUAUGAUUGCUACCACAGUAUAUUUGAUUGGUGGGUUCAUCUUUAAACAUUUCUAUCUCCAUGCACAAGGAGUAGAGAUUAUUCCUCAUUAUUCCUUCUGGAGUGACUUCCCCUUAUUAGUUCGGGAUGGUUGUUACUUUACUUUCCAUGGAUGUCAGGGACCAACAACCUAUGAAAGGAUUUGA